Molecule: messenger RNA, 1454 nt
Organism: Papaver somniferum (opium poppy)
Lineage: Eukaryota; Viridiplantae; Streptophyta; Magnoliopsida; Ranunculales; Papaveraceae
Product: BTB/POZ and TAZ domain-containing protein 1-like
Exons: 3
Coding region: 103-1182 (359 amino acids)
Cellular component (GO): nucleus
Molecular function (GO): protein binding
Source: RefSeq, a predicted model, not a curated record
CAGAAACAAGUUAACAAACACUCUCUUAUUCAAACAGCAACAAGGAAAGAAAAAAGAACCUCUAAUUUCCUCUUCUCUUCUUCACAUCAUUUGUUUCAUUAAAUGGAACCAGCCAUGAAAAAGCAAACUAAAACAAUCUCUAUGUCAACAUUAAUUGGAUUUGAUCAGAUCUCAACAAAAUCUGAUAAAAUCUCAUCUGAAGAUGUGAAAAUUCUCACUUCUAAUGGACUUAGAAUCUUUGCUAACUCCAUUCUAUUGGGUUCAAGUUCUAAAGUAUUGGAGAAAAUCUUAGAUCAGCCAAGCAAACACCAGAAUUCAGUGAGAGUAAUUCCAAUUCUUGGAGUUCCAUGUGAUGCUGUAAUUGCUUUCGUUCAAUUUCUUUAUUCGUCGAGAUGCACAGAAGAAGAAAUUGAUAAUUUCGGAAUACAUUUGCUAGCUCUAUCGCAUGUUUUCGAUGUGCAAAAACUGAAACAGAGAUGUACAAAAGGAUUAUCAACAAGAUUAAUGGUGGAAAAUGUUGUUGAUAUUCUUCAACUUGCUAGGUUAUGUGAUGCACCUGAUCUUUAUUUGAAGUGUAUGAGAUUUUUAUCAAAGGAGUUUAAGGCUGUUAAGAGAACUGAAGGGUGGAAAUUCUUAAGAGCUAAUGAUGCCGUUCUCGAACUCGAAAUCUUACAAUUCCUCGACGAAAUCGAAUCCAGAAAUAAAAAGAGGAGUAGAAGCAAAGAAGAACAAGCUAUAUAUUUAGAGCUAAGUGAAGCAAUGGAAUGUCUAAAACAUAUUUGUACAGAAGGUUGUACAAACGUUGGACCGUAUGAUAGGGAGCUGCCACCAACUAAGAAAACUGGACCAUGUGAAAGAUUUUCAACUUGCCAAGGUCUACAAGGUUUAAUUAAACACUUUGCAAUGUGUACGAAGAGAAUGAAUGGUGGAUGUUGCAGGUGUAAGAGGAUGGGGCAGCUUCUAAAACUCCAUGCUUCUAUUUGUGAUCAAGAUGAUCAUUGUUGCAAAGUCCCUUUGUGUAGACAAUUCAAGUUGAAGAAUCAACUAGAAAGGAAAGCAGAUGACGGAAGAUGGAGAUUACUAGUAAAAAAAGUGGUUUGCGCAAAAACUGUAUCUUCCUUGUCUUCACCAAAAUUGAUGAUCUUGAGAAGGAAAGAAGAAGAAGACAGGCAACAAAGGUGAUGGUGGGAACAAAUUUUGUGUAAUGGAGAUUUUGUUCUUGAGAGAUUCCGGUUAGUGUUGGUAGGGAAUUAGUAGUACUAUAAUGUCCAGAAGGAAGUAGAUACGAAAUAGUAGUCGAGCUUUCUUUUUCUUUGUAGCAACCUGACGGAAUUGGCCAAAGUGUGUAAAUGGAGAGAAAAUAUGUAGUGCAAGGGAAUGACCAUGCCGGCCGAAUGGCCCGGAGUAUUUCAUGUUGUAUCAGGUUAAUUUAUUAUGUCUCUUAGUUUCAAUGC